Solenopsis invicta (red fire ant) is the source of this 2355-nucleotide messenger RNA. RefSeq names its product probable serine/threonine-protein kinase kinX. Gene Ontology annotation, molecular function: nucleic acid binding. Bases 1 to 2355 code for a protein of 784 amino acids. NCBI's taxonomy places the organism in Eukaryota, Metazoa, Arthropoda, Insecta, Hymenoptera, Formicidae. The record is from RefSeq and is a predicted model, not a curated record. The transcript has a single exon.
AUGCGUACCUACGCAUCGCAUGAACACACCUUAUGGGCAAAUAUCGUACAACGCGCGGAACGCGUUAUAAAUGCAACAGUACACUCCAGCACUGGAUUCACACCAAAUGAAUUACAUUUUGGCGUCGACGAUCAUCUGGAGCUGCCAAGAGAAAUUCUACCACGAAUAUAUGAAGAAAUCUCACAAGACGACAAAAUUGUCGAGGCGCGUGUGAACCUAGAGAGAAACGCGCAGAAGAGAAAGAAACAAGCGGACAAAUUUCAAACCGCUAACGUCUAUCAACCAGGAGACAUAGUUUGGAUCAAAACAAGGCCACGCUCAGACGCGAGAAAGAGAAAAGUCGCAAAAAUUCAUUUACUGUACGACGGACCUUUCCAAGUUCUCGAUGUGUUGAGACGAAAUGCAUACUUGAUUGGAGACCUCAACGGAAACGUGAGGGGAGCUUACAACACCCGUCUACUAAGACCUGAUCGCGAGCUGCACAUGAAACCACGACAGGAGAUCCUAGACGAACAAAUUGACCAACCCGAGCAGGACUCACCACAAACGAGCGAGUACCUAGAUGCAGAAGACGGUUCACAAGAUUACAAUGAGAGAUAUGAGAGUCUUGAUGAAGAAUUACCACAAGACGACCAAUUAGAAGAAAACGAAUACGAUCCGGAUGAAUAUCUACCAGAGGAUCAAGAUAACGAAUAUGAUUCCGACGAGGAUGACGAACAAUAUAUUCCAGAGGAGGAAGAAUAUUACUCCGAACCGGAAGCUGACGAACAAGGUUCAAACUACGAACCAUCCAAUACCGCAGAGUAUGAACAAGAUUACGAAUCCAUAGAGGCGGAACAAUACCUCGAAGAGGGUAAUGAAAUUGUGGAUACAACCACAAGCCAAACACUGGAUGAUUCCGAAAUCAUCAGCGAACAUGAGCCAAUCGAAGAAUAUUCGCAGGAAGAUCAACAAUACCCUGACGAAUUCAAGAAUUCUUCUCAAGAAGAACAUUUCACGGAAUACGAUCCCAGUGGAGGACUAUUCUUAGAUGAAAUACCACAAUGGCAACAAGAAGACGAUUACAUUGUCGAAGAGCCACAAGAUAGUGAUCGAGAAGAUAGAAUCACGACGAUUCAACCACAGAGCCGCAGUAUAGCGACACAGAGUCAACAAUUGACACAAUUAAUGGCAAAUUUGCCGAAUCAACACGAGGAGACCUACCAGGACGACCGUGUUCAAGCCAGAAUAAAGGCAACAAGAUAUUCAACUAGGGGCGGAAAUACGCACGCCACACUAGAAAGCGAAUAUCGCUUGUGCACCAUUACCAUCAAGGAAGAACCUACGGAACAAUUUAAACUUCCGGAAUGCACUAUAAUGCCAAUUCGCAGGAAAAUUGCGAUAAACGGCACAUAUAUCAACAAAAACAAUAAGAGACCACGAGAAGAGGUCGAAACAUUGAAAUUAAACACAAAAGUGGAUAAACAUACCACAAAUAAUGAGACAACCACGAAAAAUCUCAAAAAACGAAAGAUGGUAACAAUUCCCACAAAUGCCAUCGAAUUAUUACUCCAGGUCGAAGAAGAAGUCCAAAUCUUAAAAGUAAUUAACGUUACUGACCCGACAAUAAAGUCAGAAAACGAGAACAUAACAAAAACCAACAUACUUACCACAGAAGAUGAUGAAGAUCACAUGGAAACCGCAAUAAGGACCAUGGAACCAAUUUCCACCGAGGAAGACCCAUCUAAUCUGAAACAAAAAGGAAAAGUAAGGUUAGUCAAUGAAAACAGACAAAAACACGAAACAGUGUUAAAUAAGACCUACACACUAGAGAAAAGUGAGGUAGACACAUUAAAUGAAAUAAACAUAGCGAAAAGCGAACAAAACCACGCAAAAACUGCAUUACGUGUAAACCAGUUACGCGUGAACGCACCACAAAACGAAUUUCUUACGAGAAACGAACCAAGUUCCACAACAGUACAGGAACAAGUACAAUCAAUAAAUAAUAAUAUUCAAAACCUGCAAGACCAAUUGCAGAACUUAAUUAAUAAAGCUAAAACGCAAAUCGGCCCACGAAAGAACAAACCCAGUACAUUAAAUCAACUUAAAACUGAAUCUCUUACGCAGAUUAGCAACGAUUCAUCAAAGGAAUCAAUUAUAUUCGCUAAAAAUGCGAACCAACACGUUAAGUCGCACGAUCAUAUUGUUUCAUGCGAUAGUAGCCAUAAAAAGUUACUAGGACAAGAUAUGAACAUUUGUGGAACGCGCCUAGACGCCAAAACGCGCGAACGCAACCACAAUCAGCUGACUGAAACACGAGGAAACAUGAGCACCUCAAGUGAACUAAGUAAGCCCACUGAUAAGCCCAUAUCAUAA